Messenger RNA from Harmonia axyridis, 3639 nucleotides. Its product is annotated as zinc finger protein 26-like. Gene Ontology annotation, biological process: regulation of transcription by RNA polymerase II. The coding region runs from base 147 to 3578 and encodes 1143 amino acids. Gene Ontology annotation, molecular function: RNA polymerase II cis-regulatory region sequence-specific DNA binding; DNA-binding transcription factor activity; zinc ion binding. The transcript has 7 exons. NCBI's taxonomy places the organism in Eukaryota, Metazoa, Arthropoda, Insecta, Coleoptera, Coccinellidae. The record is from RefSeq and is a predicted model, not a curated record.
GUCACUAGCGAGAAAAGAUCUCGGGAGGCUGCGAGAGUGCUGGCGCGCAACUGUCACGGUCAGUUUGACAGGUGGGCCGGGCCUGUGGGAGACACGCCUUCUUUACGAUAGCAGCCUCUCGUUGUAGCCUUGCGUUUUACGGGGAGAUGUGCUCUGGGACUGGAAAAUCAAUGGAUGACUUCGAAGAUGACACACACUUCUGCCUAAAAUGUCAUUCUACAAUCAUAGGUCUCGAAUUUUACGUGACCCACAGAAAAAACAACUGCAUGAAGCAGCCAGAUCCAUCAUUGCCAUCCCUUAAAGCAGACGAUUUUUUUUCAUCUCUAGAGCUUCAAAGCAGUUCCAAGAAACUCCUUCAGCAAUCCACAUCGGGUAAACAUUUCAGUGGAGUCCUCACAAGGAGCAAAGUAACCGCUUUCAAAGAAGCUUUAGAACCUUCCAAGUCUGGUAAGAAUGCUUGGAUUGCAGGUGUCCAAGAAAAAGAUCCCGAAUUCGAAGAUAACCAAAGCGGGUUCAUUAAAUCGGUGUCAAACAAAGAUAUAAGCAGGGGUAAAGAAAUGACAAGACUACAAGAUUAUGCUUAUAGUGAGGUUGAGUCAGACGACUAUGAUUUAUAUGAAGAAACUAGCGAUGACGAUGCUCCUCCUAGGAACCACACAGGAGGCAAAUGGAAGCCAACAUCUCCCAUAUACUGGAAACAGCACCAAUCUGAACAUGAAUGGAGGCAUCCUCCUCCCACUUUCACUGGAGGCAAAUGGAAACCUACCCCUACCAAACGAAACUAUUCACCACCUCCUCAACACACUAGGGGUAAGUGGAAACCAGAACAAUCCAAUGAGACUGAAGACCCUCAUUAUGCUCAAUUCAGUGGAGGUAAAUGGAGCCAACAGAGAAAGCAAGAAAAUCAAGAGAUUUCGACUACUCUUCCUAGAGACAAAUUCAGAUCAAAAUCAGAUAUGUCCACUGAAAGAGAUGAGUAUCAUCUCUCACCAGAACCUCCGAACGAAAAAUGGAAACUUGUCGAACUGAUACCUUCAUCGUACACCAAGGGAAAAUGGAAACCAGGUUUUUCACCUCCAGAGCUCAUUCCUUCUAGUUAUACUAAAGGAAAAUGGAAACCUGGAACUUCCCCAGAGCCUACAUCGUCUACAUUCGCGAAAACAAAUGAUGAUACAGUCCCCAAGGAAACUUCAGAGUUGAUGAAAGAUGAGUGGCCUCUCACUACAAAAGCAAAGGAGCAGAAAUGUAAUGAUGAUUCACCGUUGAUUAAAUCGAGUGGUUCAGUUCAAUACUGGUGCAAACCAUGCGAUCGACGUUUAGCUUCCAAAGUAGUAUAUGAGCGGCACCUCAAAUCAGAGUUUCAUAUCAAGAGAACUCUUAGGGAAAACGACUUGGAAGAUAAUUUAAACUUUUUCAAAGAGACACGUAGUACUAAGAGAAAAGCGGAACCUGUGGAGAUAGAGAAAAAAGAAGAAAAUUCAGAGAACAGAAGGGUGAGGAGAAAAACAUUCGAGAAAUGUCAAGUUUGCAACUCCAAGGUGAAUUUCAAUUUGAUGGGUAAACACCUUAUCUCUCAUUACCAUUGCAGAAAGAGCGAUUUAGCAUCGGACUCAUCUCGAAACCUUAUUUUUGAGCAUUUCCACAGUAUAGUCAAGCAGAGUCCAUUUCAAUGUAAACCUUGCAAGUAUUAUUUCAAUAACCAUAAGGACUUCCUCGAUCAUUGGCUGUCUGAAGACCACAUUUUGAACACGGACAAUAAAUUAGGAAAAUUUUUCUGUUCCUAUUGUAAAUUUUCUUGUGAGGGCAAUGAAGAUAUGUACAAGCAUCUCAUAUCACAAGCCCACAAGGAAGUGAUAUCUGUGAUCAAUAGGUCUGUUCCCAUAAUCAUCAAAAAAGUUUAUUACAAUGAAUGUGCCACAUGCAACGAAAGCUUUCCUCUUCGAAUUCAGAUGAAAAAACACAUCGAGAGGACAGGACAUCAAAUUCUGGACAACGAAUUGAACGAAUUCAAAUGUGACGUUUGCCAGAAAAACUUGAGUUCUGAAAUAGCUCUUCAACGCCAUAAGAAAAAUAUACACGGAAUCGAAAGCUUUCUAUGUGGCACUUGUAAAUUGACGUUCCCUAAUUUCGAAGAGGUUAAAAACCAUAGAAAUUCCGAACAUCAUCAUUACGCUACCCUUGAUAAGAAUAAACAAGGAAACGUCAAAAACCUAGAGAAAAAAUGUCAAUAUUGUUCUGCAGUUUUUGAAAACUUCCUGAAAUUGAAGGAACACAUAGGAAAAGAACACGAGGAAUUUCAUCCUAGAUGCCCUCGAUGUGGUAUGUCUUUCAUCGUCCCUCAAGAUCUAUCUGUCCAUUUGAGGACCAAAUCCUGCAAAUUGGAACAGCAGUCGCAGAAGAAGUUUACCUGCAGUACUUGUCCCUUCUCAGUAGACUCAGAAGCUCAACUGCUUUUUCAUGAAACCCUUCAUUCAGAACCUAUUCACAUGUAUCCAGAUAAGAGCAUGUCCAGUGAUAAGAAGGCAACGCCUCAUUACAAGUGUCCAAAAUGUCAAAAGUUCUUUCCAAACUCUUCAUUGUUAGGACAUUUGAGAAUCCACACCAAAGAAAGGCCGUAUAAGUGUUCUUAUUGUGAUCAAACGUUUGUGAGAAAGAAUAACUGGCUGUUCCAUGAGAAGCAGAAGCAUACCUCGGUGAAACUUGAGGCUAGAGAAGGAGGUCAAGAUGUUAAUGAGAGGCCUUACUUAUGUUCGACUUGUGGCGCCAGCUUCAGAAAAAGAUUCAUCCUUCAGCAACAUAUGAAGAUACAUACCGGGAAAUCCUUCAAAUGCACCCAUGAGGGCUGCAUCUUCACCGGUCGAAGCUUAGGCGAACUUAGGAUUCAUUUCCAAACACAUUUCGACGACAGAAAUUUUCCAUGCAAAUCAUGCGAUUAUAAGGGAAAAACGAAACAACAGUUAGCCAGGCAUAUGACAGUUCACGAGGACACAAAAAAAUUCAAAUGUCCCAAUUGUCCCUUCACCGCCAGGACGUCUCACCAUCUGAAGAGACAUUCCAGACUGCACACCGGCAGCAAACCCUACAACUGUCCACACUGCAGCUACAGCUGCAACAGCCUGGAGAAUUUGAGAAAACACAUCUUAUCCACGAACAAGCAUCCGGGAAAAUCCAUCUACGAAUGCAAAUUCUGCAAGGGAGACCGUUUCCAGACCAACUUCUUCAAGGAAUUCAAGGCGCAUUUGCUCACUUUGCAUCCUAAUGAAAUGGACAAAGGGGAUAAAAUAAAAACUUCCGGUGUGUACGAAGCGAGGAAGGACCAAUUCUUCCCGAUUGGAAACUCGACGAACGGCCAACUGGAUGCCGGAGAACCUGCUGUUGACCAUAUUAAAAACGAAGAAACACAUCUCUCACUUGAGGAAGCUUGUUCCCUGCAUCUAGUACCACUCAUAGUUUCGAAGGAUGACAUCAUUGAUGACCCUGGUGCAGAAAACUGGAGUCUAGUAGGGUGCUAUGACGUCUCAGAAUCAGGGGCAUUAAUUGCCUUCAAUAAAGAUGUUCUAUUUGAAGAAAUUCAAUGAAGGACAAAUAAAUUUUAUAGUGUAAUCAUAUCAAUUGAAAUAAAUGAAGAUAAUUUCCAUA